Lacerta agilis (Sand lizard) is the source of this 422-nucleotide messenger RNA. Its product is annotated as goannatyrotoxin-Vere1-like. NCBI's taxonomy places the organism in Eukaryota, Metazoa, Chordata, Lepidosauria, Squamata, Lacertidae. Gene Ontology annotation, biological process: feeding behavior; neuropeptide signaling pathway. Gene Ontology annotation, cellular component: extracellular region. The record is from RefSeq and is a predicted model, not a curated record. Bases 29 to 343 code for a protein of 104 amino acids. The transcript is spliced from 4 exons. Gene Ontology annotation, molecular function: neuropeptide hormone activity; neuropeptide Y receptor binding.
UUGCACCUGUUCCUACCUCCUUUUGACAAUGGUGGCCUCUCUGAAGCCAUGGCCUCUUGUGAUCGCCGUGACCCUGUGCGUCUUGUUCUGCUUGGGGACCUUAGUAGAUGCCUACCCUCCCAAGCCAGAGAGCCCCGGAGAAGAUGCUUCCCCAGAAGAGAUGGCUAAAUACUUCUCAGCUCUCCGGCAUUACAUCAACUUGGUGACACGGCAGAGGUAUGGCAAGAGAUCCAGUCCAGAGAGCUUGAUGUCUGAACUCAUUUUUGGAGAUAGCAGCAGCAGCAGCAGCAGCAACAGUGACCACAACAUGAGAUCACGAUUUGAUGAUUCCUACGGGUGGUGACGACCUUCACGCACCUCGGCCGAUGGUCCAUUGGCUGCCACUUUUUAGACGUUCCAAUUCUGUGGUGUCGUUUUGCUGG